AUGAUGGAUGAUUUUGAAUUUGAAGAGUUCAUGAGCCAUGUUGAAACUCCAAUGCAUGAGAUCGAGCCAAAUCUAUAUCUAGGAAGUCUAAUGGCAGGAGGUAACGAGCAAUUUCUCAGAGAGUACAGCAUUAAAUAUAUUGUUCAAGCUCUUGACUGUUCUAGUGAUUCACCACAAUUUGAUGGAAUUACUUAUCAUUUUAUAGCUAUUGAGGAUUCUCCGAUGGAAGAUAUUUCAAAGCAUCUUCCUGGAGCUCUUCGUUUUAUUCAUCAGCAUCUAUUAGAAGGCGAAAAAGUUCUUGUCCACUGUCAAGCAGGAGUUUCAAGGAGUGCAAGCAUCGUGAUUGCUUAUCUUAUGGGAAAAUAUUUAAUUAACUUUGCUCAAGCUAGCAAUGUGGUUCUCCAGAAAAGAAAAUGCAUAUUUCCUAAUUUAGGCUUUCAAAAGCAGCUUAGAGAGAUUGGAGAAGAGAGAUUGAAUUUAUUCUUAAGAUAA
Blepharisma stoltei is the source of this 492-nucleotide messenger RNA. The record is from the annotation of a GenBank genome assembly. Lineage: Eukaryota; Ciliophora; Heterotrichea; Heterotrichida; Blepharismidae.